GGUUUCUAGCGGGUUGGAGGGAGUGAGAACUUGUUGGUAGGCGAAAAAUUGUGACUGUGACGAGGGUUUGUAUCAAGGAUGAUGUCUGAUAUCUCGAAGAAGUGGCGUGUAUCUGCCAAACAACAGCUGAUAUAGAUGGGGAGUCGGCUUUCAAAAGAGUUUGAUUCAGGGUAUAAUUAUGUCUGUAUUCUUCAUCUUCGGCAUUCUGCGGGCUUGGGGAUCACCAGGCAUUUAUAAAAAGUGCGGCCAGAGUGGCACACACGACUCACGACUCACGAGGGUGUCACACGCCCAUCUCCUACAGCGUUGCCGGCGUCGCACCGCCGUCACCCUGUCGCGCACUCGCGUCGAAGAGCGAGAGAGGAUCAGAGGACCCCCCCGGCCUGAGAAGCAACGGUUCAUGAUUGAUCGGCACGCACGGCAGUGCGGCCAGAGUCGCCAGACACAGAACUCAGGGUCCAACCCCCAGCAAGACCCGAGUCUAGCCCUUAGCAUGGGCGGGUCUCUCCGGAGGGCGGAGAUGAUUUGCGGUUCAUCAGAUCCCCGUUUUGGCGAGUCAGUCCUGGUUCCAAGAAAAAUCUGUGGAUGCUCGAAUGCAUACACUGCGACUGUCUGCGAGCUAAAUCCUUAAGUUUAGUGGGGGAGGGUCGAACAAUAUGACAAUAUCCCUUGCAAGUUGAGAUGGCGAAAUGAGUUGGGCGAAACACGAAACCUG
Eremomyces bilateralis CBS 781.70 is the source of this 715-nucleotide messenger RNA. RefSeq lists its product as uncharacterized. Lineage: Eukaryota; Fungi; Ascomycota; Dothideomycetes; Eremomycetales; Eremomycetaceae. The transcript has a single exon. Bases 179 to 631 code for a protein of 150 amino acids. The record is from RefSeq and is a predicted model, not a curated record.